UUAAGAGAUGGCUUUUUGCUGUUUGUGUGUGUUAUGGAGCACACAUACACACACAUACACACACACACAGUGAAGAGGGGGAGGAUGAGGAGUGAAAACACAUCACUUCAGCAGCAGCAGUGUGUGUCAGGGCUGAGCAGCUGGGGGUGCUGACGGAUGGAGAGCAUGGACUCACAUGUUUGGACAGUGGCUGUAGGCACACAUGGAUGCACCUGUCCACAAACUUGUACAGGUAUGUGCAGUUUAUUCCUGUGUUUCUUCCAUAGUUUCGUUUUUCUCUUGGUCCUCUAAAUCAUCUUCUGCAACGAUGAUCCCGAACUCUCAGAGCUUCUAGUCAAAGUCAAACUGUGAGCUAAAACUUUCUCAACUGGAUCAUAUUCAGAUUUCAGGCUUUGUCACACUCUUUUGUAUCUGUCUGUGCUUCAUUACUGAGUGCCGCUGUGCUCUUUUGUGCUGUUUCAGACCUCCGUUAAUCCUGGCAUGUCCCAGAUGAGAGACUUCAGUAAUGACUGUCAUCACUUUCACUGGUCAGUUUCUGUUCCCUCACCCUUUUUUAUUUAUUCUCCCACUACAUCAGCUGUUAAAAUUUCUCACAUCCUAAAAAUGAAGCUGUAAACAAUCAGUGAACACGUCUCUGCUCAGGUCGGUUUGUAGCUUUCAGGUUUUCUUUCAUGGAAACAUAGAAGAAAUUGGAGUAUGAAUGUUUUUUUUUUUUCCAUAAAUGUCCUUCAUCGAUCAGACUAAAAGGCCAAUGUGGACCCAUGUUGGGCUGGAUGGAGGGUGAAAUCCCGCGCACAGACAGUCUCUAUUGUUGUGAGCUAAUCUCUGGUAUAAGCUGCUCUUUCUUAAUCACAUCAUUUCAGCAGCAGCUGGUGGAGAAACGUUCAGCCACGAAACCUGCAGAUCAACGUGACUCAAACAUCAAAUCAGUUCUCCACCUGUGUACCUGUCAGGGCAACAAAAUGACACGUAUCCUGACACAGUGGUAGUAGUACAAUACAUUGUGAUACUAUAAGCGGGAGAUAUUUGACACUAUUCUUAUGACAUUUUAUGAAAUAUAAUCAGAAAAUGAUAAUGUUUCCUGCUUGAGCUUCAUAAAGACAUUUAUCAAUGAAUAGCUCCAGGUUUCAGUGACUGCUGAGGCUCAUACUGGCCUUUGUUUACAAAAGUGUCAUCAGAGAAUUCUCGAGCACAUACAGUUAUGUUGUGGUUGUUAAUGUCCUGAAAACAUCCAAACUUCCUUCUGUUUUCUAGAGGCUUCGUUUUUAGGGAACAGAAAGUAGCUGAGACUUUACAACCAAAAGAGGACUUAAGGGAACUUUAGAGACAGAGUGAAUCAACAGAGAGGAGAGAGGAGGUGGAGGAAGACUUUUAACCUUCCUUUCACAUUUAAGCUCUUAGACUGACUGUGGAGCUGUUUUCAUUAUGAUUCACUCAAACUAUUUGUUCUCCUUCCAGUCUCUGUGCUGUGCCUGCUGCCUCAGGCGGUGCUGGCACGGUGGGCAUGUGUUCGGGCGUGCCCGGCGUCCUGUUCCUGCACACAGGAGAAGAGCUGCAGCGUGCUGUGCGACCGCUCCGGCCUGGCUGAGCUUCCUAAAGAGUUCCCCUGCGAGGCCUCCGCCAUCAACCUGGACAAGAACCGACUGAAGUUCCUGUCCGAGCGGGCGUUUGGUACCCUGCCAUCCCUCAAGUCUCUGUCUCUGGACCACAACAACAUCUCCUUCAUCACACCUGGAGCAUUCAAGGUCUGUGAGGAAGUUCUUCUGCUGUUUGUUUUGAUUUGAUCUUUUAGAGACAGUAGAAAAAAUUUAACUUAAUCUGGGAUAUAUAAGAGAUGGAUUACACCUGGACCCACUCAGAUGUAAAUACCUGAGAAAUGUUUCUCUGUUAAAGGCUGUGAUCUGGUUUCUAUCACAUGAAAAGAAAGUUAACAUUUCUUACUCUUUCAUGAAUGGAUUUUUUCCAUUUACCUCCAACAAAAUGAAGGAUGGUUUUAUGAAUACAGAGGUCAUCCUUUUGAUUAAUUUUUAUCUUUAUUUGUCUAAAAAAAAAUCCAAAAGAUUUAAAAAAUGGAAAAUUUUGUAAAAUUUUUUUCUUAAUGCCUAAUUAUGAUAUAAACAUCUCAAACAACAAAAAUAACAUACAAGAUCAUCAACAAAUUAAUACAAAUAAGCUCCUUCAUUUAUAUCUGAACAUUAAUUCUGUUUCCAAACAUUAAGAGUUGACCACUGAAUCUCACACAUUGACAUAUCAUUAUAUAAGAAUAAACAUUUUGGGUCUCGAGUCUGACCCCUGUGGGAUGCCAUAGGUACUGUUGAAGCGCUUAGACCUGCGUUGUCCCAAUUGAACAAACUGUUUCUCGUUACUUCUGUAGAUUUUUAGCCAUUCAAAGGCGCUGUAACUGGCAGUUAAUUAUCUUAUUCAAUAAUGUGUCAUGAUCAAUCACGUUAAAGACUCUCUAUAGACAUAAUUAUCUUAUAUCUCCAUUCUGCUUUGAGUAGUACAGUAAAAAUCUAACUAUUAUUGUCUGGUCUGUAAAUAAAAAGCAUCAAAAUUUGCGUGUAAUUCAAGAAAAUUUUAAUGAUUUAAAUCAGAUGUAUUUAAAAUGUCCCUCUGUCUUUCCCACUGACCUCUGAUGUCCAGUGAUGCAGAUGGUUUCGGUGGUAUUUGCCUGGGUUUUAAAAUAUCUGUUGCUGAGACGUCCACAUUCAUUUCAAAAUCACUGAAUGGAUUGUAAAUGUUCCUGAUCAAACACUCAGAUAAUAACAUUUGAGAAAAAAACAACAAAACAGCUUAAAGCAGAAUCAGAGUUCAGGUAAUCCAGAUAAAACACACACACAUAACUGUAACCAUUGUCACGGAAAGUGAUUUUUUUAAAACAGUGGACCGAGAAAAUGAUAUUUGUUCAGCGCUGUUAGAAAAACCAUCAUCCACCUCCAAACCUGAGCAGAUAUAACUGUUUUCAUGGAGAGGCAAACUCAUGUUUAAGUGUUUGAGACCUACGGGAUUAAAUUAAAUAUUAACUGAUCAGAUUAUUUAUUUCUUAGGACUAAAUUUUAGUGUCAGUAUUAAGGUCAGAUUACCCAUGAGGCCAUAGUAACCCCAGUGUCUCUGAUAAAAGCUCUGUUUGUAAAGUUUAUCGUGGUCACCGAAAAUUCUGGAGUAGUUCUGGCGCUGUGGGCAGGUCCUGACUCCUGCUCGAAAAGGAAAUUUCCUGUUGAAAUAAUGUUUCAUCAUCGUGGCUGACACUGGACCAGGAUAAACAAAAAGAAGUACAGGCUUUGUUGAGUUAUUGGUAGAAGAAAAAAAGCGAAAUAGCAAAUUUACUGCAGAGUUUUUAAUAGUUGGGGCUGCUGUGGUCUAGGUAGUCUAGUUAUAGGUUGUCUAACUAACACCUAAACCUCUCUCCUGCAGGGGCUCUCGAACCUACUGGACCUUAAAAUGGCUCACAACGAGUACAUCAGCUACCUUCACACACGGACGUUCACGGGACUAAAGAAGCUGGUGCGUCUGGAUCUAUCGGACUGUAACCUCUUCAACAUCCCAGAUCGGAUCUUCAUCGAGCAGACGGCGCUGAAGGAGCUGCUCUGCUUCCAGAACAACUUCAGGAGGAUCCCCGGAGCCAUCAGGGGCAUGGAGAACCUGACCCACAUCUACCUGGAGAGAAACAAGAUUGAAGCAGUGGCCUACAACUCCCUGCUGGGCUUGGGGAGUCUCAAGUGAGUGAAAUGAAAUUAUGAUUUAUUAACCGUUGAUACUUCUAGGAAUAAUUUGUAAGGUACUCAUGCUGUAUUCAAAGUUCAGGGUGGACAUUACACAAUGCUCCCACUUUAGAUUAUUCAAGGAAGAUUAGCAGGAACAAGCCUAGAGAAACAGAUUGGCAAUGCAUCAACACGAGUUCAGAUCAGGCAGAGAGCAAACAUUUCAAUCUACAUAUGGUCAUCAGCUUUAGGUAGUGACUGAAAGAGUAAAAUAUUUCUGCCGAUGAUGGCUGAGGUUAGUAUCAGAAGCUCAGAGAUCUGUCUAGAGCUGGUUCUUCUUCACAGAGCAAGAAAAGAGUUGAGGUGGGUUAGCACCUUCAGCGUCCUCCCUGUAGACCUAAAAGUAAGACUUGUAGACUUGGAAGGCCUCGGGAUCCGUCAAAAAUAGCUGAAUGUCAGUCGCUUGAAUGAUAACUUCAGUUUUGUAAGAACUGAGCACCAAAUAUUCUGGUAAUACAGGUCUGUUUAUCUUUAAGGUGGGCUUCUAGUUUAGCUUGCUGAUUGAUUUCUUUUGGGUAUAACUGGGUGUCAUCUGCAUAACAGUGAAACAUGAUGGAGCAUUUCUUAUGAUAUCACCUAGUAGUGGUGUCACAGUUUAUUAGUGCAUCAGGCCAUUUGAAGAAGGCUUAUGUCUGACAGAGUACAGGGCGCAUUCAUUGUUACCAGACGCUGUUAUGAUGGCAGCUUCUUCCAAAACUUUUGUUGUUGUCAUCUACCUGAAUCAUAGACUGUAUAUACUAUGGACAACUUGGUUCCGCCUUCUGCCAGUGUACAGAUUUGAAGCCGAAAAGCUCUCUGUAUUUCCGCGUUUUCUCUCCAUUUCCUGAGACCAACAUUGCGCAGUAGCCUUGUAUGCACUCCACCACUUGCGCAGUAGCAUUGUGCGCAUUCGGCGGGAGAGUCGCCAAGGGGCGCUGUGAUGACACUCAGCCCAAACAGUGAAUCCCCUAGGUGAGCUACUCAAUUCUUGUACGCCCAUAGGCUGUAUCAAGUGUCAAUCGUAGGAAACAUGAACCCCCUAAUAACUUUUAAAAAUGGAGCUGCACAGAAAGAAAGAGGACUUGCGCACAAACCAGUCUUACUGUAACUACAUGUCAACAUCGCAACCAGAGGGGGAAAAAUUUAUACGAAACUAAUAUUGAUGUGUCAUACUUUUUUGGUCAUGGUAUGGUGGUAGGAGUGUCUUUGUAGCUCAUCUCUGUGGAUUAGCUGCCAUCACCGAGGACGAUCUGUCAAUGAAGUCCAUAGUUCAGUCUGUAAAUCUCAUCACCCUCUUUUUGUCCUAGGUAUCUGAACCUCCAGGAGAACCGCAUCAACGUGAUCCACGAUCAGGCCUUCCAGGACCUGGUGAGGCUGGAGAACUUCUACCUCAAUGACAACCUGCUCUCUGAUCUGCCCCGGCUGGCCUUUAAGGGUCUCAGCCGCCUCAAGAUGCUCAACCUCGGGGGGAACCAGUUAACCAAUGUGUCCAAGACCUGGUUCAGUGACCUGGUGGAGCUAGAGGUCCUGUACCUGGACAGGAACCAGGUGCUCUACAUUGAGGAGGGCACCUUUGAGAACCUGACGAGCCUGAUCACAUUGCACCUGAACAGCAACAACCUCACCACACUCCCGUUCCCAGUUUUCCAGCCUAUCUACUUCCUGGGUCGUCUCUACCUGUUCAGGAACCCCUGGGAGUGCGACUGCUCCCUGGAGUGGCUGAAGGAGUGGAUGGAGAGCUACAAGCUGGUGCGGGACAUACCCUGUGCCUCGCCAUCCUCCGUGGCGGGGCUGGAUCUCAGUGAGGUAGUCUUUGCCAAAAUUAACGGCACCUGUGUGGACCCCGCAGAGCUGAACCUGACCACGGUGUCUUCGGCGAUCAUCUCCACCACGGAGAACCGCUUCAACAGCCUCAUUUCCAAACUCCUGCAGCAGGAGCUCAAAGAGGAGAUGGGGAACAGCACAGAGAGCGUCCGCAACGGGACUCUGCUGGAACCUGAGGAUGGGCAGCUCUCUGCAGGGGUCAGAGGCCAACAAGACCACAGGAGCCAACCCUUUCUCUGCAUCCUUGUGGUGUGGCUGAUCUUUGGUUUGAUAGACCAAGAGGAUGUUGAUUUCUGUUAUUUUUGGACAUGAGAAAUGUGGGAGGAGUUUGUUUCCUCGACCGAGAGAACGCCACGGAUUAGCUUUUCAAAUUGCCAUUGAGAUGAUAUCAGAGGAUGCUCGUCCUUGUGAGUGUGGUCACUGCCAAAUGUAGGAUUUUCAGAAUGUUUUUUGUGACGUUCAAACUCAGUAUUUUUGGCUCCUCUUACAAGUAGGACUGACGUGACAUGGCUGCUUAUGAAAAAUAAUCUCUUGUUAUUUAUAGGUGAACUUCUUGCAUAAGAGAAACCGCAGCAACAUGUCUGCUGUCCUGACGCAGAGACGACGACAUCGACGCUGUUUGCUGCAGGAUUCAUUGCACAGGCGUUGAUUCAAACUGUGGAUUACUGUGAAAAAAGUGUUUAUGUGAACCUCUACCUUUUGUUGUGUAACACUCAAUUUUAAUUAAUAUUACGUAAUAUUCAUAGCAUUACGUCUAAUGUUUUUUUUUUUUUUGUAUUGUCAUUCACAUUGAUGUAUGAGCUGUAUAAGGAUGAGAGCUCCUGCGGUUGUCUCUUUAACAGAUGUCCUCUCUGCUCUUCAUUCAGCUCUAAAUGUACGUUCUGCAGCUUUUCCAUAAAUGCAUUCAUUAAUCUUCUUAUUGCAUGCAGCCUGUGUGCGCUGCAGCGUAAUGGAGGGACUUUCACAUCGCUUUGCCUCAUAUAUGCAUGUAUGUUUGCCCUCUUAUGGACACGACCUCUGUGCAUACGGGGGUGUGGUGGUGGGUGUGAUUACCAUAUGUCAGGUUGAAGAUGGGGGAGGGGAAGUGUUAAAGUUUUUCUCUUUGGGACGAUAAAUGCUUUCAGGUGAGUAUUAUUGCAUAUAAAUGAGCUUCUUGAUGUUCUUAGUAUUUAAGUUAUUCUACAAAGUUUAUAUGAAUAUUUCAAAGAUGAAAAGUUACAGAUAGACCUCAUUCACAUGCUACUGUGUUUUAUCUGACAGAUUCAGUGGUGACAUACAACAAAAUGCUCUGUUACAUUAUAUAUUUUUUUACACAAUAAUAAAAAAUUCUCCUGCUAAA
This is a messenger RNA of Xyrichtys novacula (pearly razorfish), 6903 nucleotides long. Lineage: Eukaryota; Metazoa; Chordata; Actinopteri; Labriformes; Labridae. The record is from the annotation of a GenBank genome assembly.